AUGGGCUCGACCGCGAACGGGCCCUCCUCCGCAUCGGCGUCAGGCUCGGGUUCGGGCUUUCUGCGAGACCUCCUCGCUACUCCGCUGGCGUUUGGGGAGCCGGUGGGACGGGCGUCCUUCGCACCUCAGACUGGACUGAGGGAGGUGUUCCCGGGUCCGCCUAGCCCGCCUAGGACCUUGCUGCGGCUCGAGCCAGUCCGUCAGAACGGGGCGAACGGGGCGAGCGGGGCAAGCACGCCUACUGGGGAGGAUGAGGCGGGAGAGGAGGAGUCUAAGGGUGAGAAUACACCACGGAAGGGAAAGAUGGCGAACGGAGAGGAACCGCGGAGGCCCCCAACGCCCGCCGUUGCAUCCUCGUUGACAGACGGCAAAUCUCUACACGAUCCCAUAUCCGACGAAGCCUUGCAUUACCCCUCGGAGCUCGCUGGCCUCAAGCGGGCUGGAGCGGGACUGUACAACCCCAGCAUGGCGUGCUACGCGAAUGCCACGCUGCAAGUGAUGAUGCACACCCCGCCAUUUGUCCGGGAGGCCCUAGCGCACGAUAGCGAGACCUGUAUCAAGGCGACUCGAACGAAAAGCAGGUUCUGCCUGCUGUGUAUCAUGCAGGAUAUGAUCAAGGAGCAUUGGAGUAAGAAGAUGUAUCAGCCCAAGCUUGUGCAUAAUAAUCUGUUUCUCAUUAAGAAGGGCUUCAGCAAGACUAGGCAGGAGGACACGCACGAGUUUUUCAGAUUCGCUUGCGAUGCGUUACAAAAUAGCGCGCUGGCGGGAUUCCCAAAAGACACACCUGAGAAGGUCAAACAUACCACUUGGGUCCACCGGAUAUGGGGCGGCCGCGUCCGUUCCCGUGUCGUUUGCUCCAAAUGCUCAAAACCGUCCGAUACGUUCGACCACUUUCUGGACUUGUCGUUGGAUUGCGGGCCGAGUAAGCGGACGCUGACAGCGAUGUUGGCGGGGUUCGUCAAGGAGGACAAGCUCGAAGGUGAUAACAAGUAUCAUUGCGAGAGCUGUAAAGCCAAAGCAAACGCUACAAAGAGCUUCCGAAUCGCCGAGGCACCACCUGUCCUCACCCUCCAUCUCAAACGCUUCAGCAUGAACUACAACUCCUGGAACGGGAAAGCUCGAGCGGACAAGUACAACCAACAUAUCGGCUUUGACGAGUUUUUAGAUAUUGCGCCAUAUAUGGUCGAUCCGAAGGCUGGCGGAACAAGUACAAAAUACCGCCUUUUCGGAGUCACAUGUCACCGCGGUGCCGAUCUUCGAUAUGGCCACUACACGGCAUACGUCCGGGCGCCCAACGGGAACUGGUAUCAAGCGGACGAUGAGGACAUGUCGGGCGUCAGACUCGGGGACAUCAAGUCUGACAAGACGGCAUAUCUUCUCAGCUAUAUCCGGAUACCGGAGGGAGAGGAGUUCCAGGCGCCACCACCGCGGGCGAAUGGGAACGGGACGCCGGCUGCGAAUGGGCAUGCGCAGGUCAACGGGAAUGGCGGAAAGCGGAAGCGGGUGGACGAGGCGGAAGAGGAGGAUGCGAUGCGGCAGCCCAACGUCAAGCAACUUAACACGGCCACGCCGCACUUUUCAUCGAGAUUCGACAAUCGGUCGGAUGGACAAUCACAGGCGCCAUUAUCACCUCCCCGGUCGUACAAGACGGCGGAUGAUGACGACGAGCGGGAAGGACCGAAUCCAAUGGACAAAUUCGGUGCAGCGUUGAGCACGCCAGCCAGUCGCAUACGGACACCCAUAUCCGAAGCAUUAUUUUAUGGUACGCCACCUAUCAGGGGACGACCCGGACCGUCCUCGCCCAGAGGGAGCGGAGGUAGGGGGAAGAGGGGACGGAAUUACGGUGGGGGAGGGGGCGGCGGAGGACAGCGGCCGUCCGGUAACUACAGCCCAUACGCCGCCGGUCGAGGAGGUAUGACGAACAAGUUUGGGGGAAAGAAGAAGGGGACGUUGGGUAAUAUGAAGGGACGAAUAUAG
Dioszegia hungarica is the source of this 1977-nucleotide messenger RNA. RefSeq lists its product as uncharacterized. Gene Ontology annotation, cellular component: cytosol; nucleus. Gene Ontology annotation, molecular function: cysteine-type deubiquitinase activity; cysteine-type endopeptidase activity. NCBI's taxonomy places the organism in Eukaryota, Fungi, Basidiomycota, Tremellomycetes, Tremellales, Bulleribasidiaceae. The transcript has 8 exons. The record is from RefSeq and is a predicted model, not a curated record. Bases 1 to 1977 code for a protein of 658 amino acids.